Molecule: messenger RNA, 516 nt
Organism: Gloeophyllum trabeum ATCC 11539
Lineage: Eukaryota; Fungi; Basidiomycota; Agaricomycetes; Gloeophyllales; Gloeophyllaceae
Product: ribosomal protein S19
Exons: 7
Coding region: 1-516 (171 amino acids)
Biological process (GO): ribosomal small subunit assembly; translation
Cellular component (GO): cytosolic small ribosomal subunit; ribosome
Molecular function (GO): structural constituent of ribosome
Source: RefSeq, a predicted model, not a curated record
AUGCGGCGACCCAAAUCCGGCCGAAUCCCACAGUCCCUCCCCGCCGACACACUCAACGACAAACGCCCCCUCAACGACGAUGUCGCCGCUGAUCUCAAGAAGAAGCGGACGUUCCGUACUUUCUCUUACCGUGGUAUCGAGCUCGACAAGCUCCUUGAUCUGAGCAAUGAGGAGUUCAUGGAGGUCGUCCACGCCCGUGCUCGUCGUCGGUUCCAGCGGGGAUUGAAGCGCAAGCCCAUGGGUCUCAUCAAGAAGCUGCGGAAGGCCAAGAAGGAGGCUCCGCCAAAUGAGAAGCCUGCCGUAGUCAAGACCCACUUGCGCGACAUGAUUAUCGUCCCAGAGAUGAUUGGCAGUGUCGUCGGCAUCUACAAUGGCAAGGUGUUCAACUCUGUCGAAAUCAAGCCUGAAAUGACUGGCCACUACCUUGCUGAGUUCUCCUGCUCGUACAAGCCCGUUAAGCACGGUCGUCCCGGUAUUGGAGCCACCCACUCAUCUCGAUUCAUCCCGCUCAAGUAA